Messenger RNA from Physella acuta, 1325 nucleotides. RefSeq names its product GTPase IMAP family member 7-like. Lineage: Eukaryota; Metazoa; Mollusca; Gastropoda; Physidae. The record is from RefSeq and is a predicted model, not a curated record. Gene Ontology annotation, molecular function: GTP binding.
UAGCCGAUCUUGCAUCUGCUUAGCGUAUAUAACGUAGCACUGUCGAAUUCUUCCACACAAGAUUGUUGUAAAGUGACGGUUCUUUUCAAUAAAGCAUGGAAACCACCAAUUCUAAAAUUACUCUUGCUUUGGUUGGCAAAAUUGGAAAUGGUAAAAGUUCAACAGGGAACACUCUUUUAGGACGAGGCUGUUUUAAAAAAAAAAGUUCGACAACAGCAUGCACAUUUCUGACCAAGCCUGGUUUUGCAAUUCGUGGAAAUCUAGAAAUUAAAGUUGUUGACAGUCCUGGGUUUAUGGAUCCUGACGAGGAAAAUGAAAUUUUGAACGUCGAAACUCAAAUUCCUGGAAUUAUGAGUGUGUGCCCAGAAGGUAUUCAUGCGCUGUUGUUGGUUUUGAAGUAUGGGAACAGAUGCACAACAGAAGACAUAAAAACGGUAGUUAAAAUAAAGCAAAUUUUUGGAGUAAAUAUAAUUAAAGAUCAUGGAAUCAUUAUUUUUUCUCACGGAGAAAACUUUGACAUGGAUACUGAAGAUCGCGAAGAAAGUGAUGAUAUGCCAAAUAAUUUUGGAACGUGGUGUAACCAACAAACCGGUCCAAUACGUGAUCUAUUUAAAGAAUGUGGUAAUAGGGUUGUCCUGUUUUAUAACAGUCACUCAAAACUGUAUGCCGAAAAGAAAAAAAUAGCCGUGGAACAACUCUUGAACAUUGCAGUUGAGAUGAGUAAAAAAGGCGUGUACACUAAUGAUAAAUUUAAACAAUGUGCAUUGGAACGAGAAAGAUUUCUUUCAGAACAUAAGUUACUGGUAUUGAAUAUCGAGUUUCAGCGUGAAAGUGACUUACUGAGUCAAGAUUUUUACCGAUUUAUAAAGUCUAAUAACUUGACGGAGGUAGAUCUGAAUCUUCUAAAAAAUCGCGUUAGUGAUUUGUUAAAGAGAAUUAACAGCUCUUCACAUAGUGACUCGCUUGGAGAUUUAAAAGAAAGUGUUCAGAGUAUUGAAACUUCAUUAAAAAACAUAAAUUUGCAAGAGCCUAUAGCACCGCAAUUGCACCCUCUUUUGAAAUUAUUAGAAGCCGUAAGGAAUCCACCAAUGUCUGUAGCACUCGGUGCUACAAUUUUAGGCUGCCUACUUUUAGCAUCUGGUGUAGUGUUAACAGUAGCAACAGGGGGAGCUGGAGCAGCUGUUGGAGCCAUAGUAAUAGAAUCAGCAACUACUGCCGCUGUGAUACAGACUAUCACAGCAACAGCUACACGUUUAGGUUGCACAUCACUUGCUGCAGGAGUUAUUGCAUUCGUCGGGAAAAUUAUUAAUAAGUUUAAGCAAUAA